AUGGCUAGAACUAACAAAUGGACCGUUCGCGAAGCUAAGGCUGAAUCCCACUAUUUCACUCAUAAUGGGCACUACGGUGUUUCCCCAAACUCUGUGAAGAAAGACGGUUAUGGUAAAGGUAAUUGGGGUAAAGCAGGGGACGAGAUAGAAGAUUUGAUCGAUAUGGGUGAGAUUAAACCUGCUUUCAACAAACAACGCAGAGGUUCUAACUCUCAGAAACGGUAG
Molecule: messenger RNA, 225 nt
Organism: Kluyveromyces lactis
Lineage: Eukaryota; Fungi; Ascomycota; Saccharomycetes; Saccharomycetales; Saccharomycetaceae
Exons: 1
Coding region: 1-225 (74 amino acids)
Source: RefSeq, a predicted model, not a curated record